UCCAUAAACACACCCUUUGAUCUGGGGUUGGUUCCUUCUGACUGUGAUGAAAUCUAAUCUUUUUUAAAAUGUUCUUUUCUUAAUGUCGUGACAUCUCAGAGCGGACGGAAGAGUGUUUCCCUGUGCAUGAAUUUACGGGAAGAGGUCACAGUGCUAUAUUUUGCCAAGAGUGCUGAACUCUCGGGAAUUCAUUCUGAGGUGCUUUCUGUACCACAGCAGCUAACUUCUUUGCAACUAUGGCAGGAAAUUGUUAAGAGACAUCCAAGGCUUGGUACCAUAAGAGAUCACAUCAUUCUUGCUGUUCGUCAAGAAUACAUCGUCCUGGGAGAUCAGCUUUUGUUCCUCGAGCCAGGCGACGAGAUUGCUGUCAUCCCCCCUAUCAGUGGGGGCUAGUUCCUGGGAUACAUACGCAGGUACAACCAGAAACCAUUUUGAAGGAAAGAAAGUUGUCCAACUUGAAUAUGAAGCUUAUAUUCCAAUGGCUGAAGCUGAAAUAAAGAAGAUCUGCAGAAAUAUUAGAAAUCAAUGGCCAACAGUUCAGCACAUCAGUGUUC
Pristis pectinata (smalltooth sawfish) is the source of this 554-nucleotide messenger RNA. It is a transcript of the gene mocs2, whose product is annotated as molybdopterin synthase sulfur carrier subunit. Gene Ontology annotation, cellular component: cytosol. The transcript is spliced from 4 exons. Gene Ontology annotation, biological process: Mo-molybdopterin cofactor biosynthetic process. NCBI's taxonomy places the organism in Eukaryota, Metazoa, Chordata, Chondrichthyes, Rhinopristiformes, Pristidae. Bases 127 to 393 code for a protein of 88 amino acids. The record is from RefSeq and is a predicted model, not a curated record.